This is a messenger RNA of Rangifer tarandus platyrhynchus (Svalbard reindeer), 303 nucleotides long. Lineage: Eukaryota; Metazoa; Chordata; Mammalia; Artiodactyla; Cervidae. The record is from the annotation of a GenBank genome assembly.
AUGGACCAGAAUUUAUUUGACCAUUUCCCCAGUAAUGGACAUUCGGGCUGUUUCCAAUCUUUUACAUUACUAACAAAGCUGCUGCAGACAUCCUGUACAUAUAUCUUGUGUCCACAUGCAAGUGUCUCUGAGGCUAGAUUUCCAAAGAGGGAUGAGAGACGCGAGUGUGAGAGACGUGGAUUGAAAAUCAUGAAGCCUGAAGGGUGGGCAUCUUUAGGGUUUGAUGGUGCAGACCUCCAUGUGUGUACCUGUGUGUUGAGGGACCUGGAGAGCCGUGUUAUGUGGGGAGCACGGGGCCCCUGA